AUGAAAUACAGCCUGUACGACCGCUUGUACAAGCGGGAGCUUGGAAGCCAGACAGUCUACUCCAAAGUGCCCGGCAUUUACGGAGACAGGCAAUGGAUCAAAGAUCUGGACAUUAUCAACGAACUCGAUGGGCACUCAGGCUGUGUCAACGCACUGAGCUGGUCCAAGUCAGGCCGUCUCCUUGCCUCUGGUUCUGAUGACCAGCACGUUAACAUUCACUCUUACCUGCCUGAUUCGUCGACCUCCCAAUUUACUCUGACGACGGCCAUCGCCACUGGGCACAGGCAGAACAUCUUCUCCGUGAAGUUUAUGCCACAUUCGAACGACCGUAUCAUUGUCUCGGCCGCUGGGGAUGGCGAAGUGAGGAUCUUUGACAUUGAGUACUCCGGGCGAUCGAGUGUGCCAUCGUCCAUGUCCAACUUGGGCUCAGGAAGGAGACGGAACAUCAUCUACAACGGCGUACGCUACCUCAGCGAAGGGGACACGAACGCGAAGGUGUACCGGUCACACAGCGACAGAGUCAAGAGGAUAGUCACAGAAUCUUCGCCAUACUUCUUCUUGACAUGCUCGGAAGAUGGCGAGGUACGACAAUGGGACAUCCGCCAGCCAUCAUCAGCUUACCCAGCACCACGAGACAUCCGUGGGAGCUAUGAGUCGAACGAGGACAACGUUCCGCCUCCGUUGAUAUCUUACAAGCGGUACCACCUUGACCUGAACACUAUCUCCUGCUCUCCCAGCCAGCCUCACUACAUUGCCCUCGGCGGCGCACACAUGCACUGCUUCCUACACGACCGCCGGAUGCUCGGCCGGGACCGACUAAGAGAGUCAGGAAGACCGAUCUCCAUGUCUGGCAGCUUCUCUGAACACGACAACGAACUCAUGGGCCAAGCCACGCAAUGCGUCCGCAAGUUUGCACCGGACGGACAACGGCGCAUGCGGCGGACCGACAACGGACACAUCACAGCCUGCAAGAUCAGCGAUGCUAAUCCCAACGAGAUGGUCGUCAGCUGGUCCGGCGAGUGGAUCUACAGCUUCGAUCUCAUCCGCAGUCCCGACGCGAGCGAGCAGCAGUCCGAGUCAGCUGCUCGGAGUUCCAGUGACCGCAAAGCCAAAGUCAAGGAGUCAAAAGUUCGCAAGAGAAAACGCGCCAAAACCGCCGAAUCAGCCACCUCGCAAGAAGCUGCCGACCGCUCUAGUUCCCGAGCUCGAACUUCAAGCUCUGCCGCCGCUGAAGGCACCACCCCUAUGGCGCUGAUGGUCCAGUACGAGAAUGGACAGAGCGAAGAGAUCCCUAUCGAGCCGGCGCGGCCCAGAAGUCCCAUCUCCGAAGCUCGCGAAGCCGUUCUCCCCGAAGCGCAGCGCCAGAGCUUCCGCAUCGCCAAAGCAUCGGUCAAGCUACGGAAACACAUGUUCACACUCGGCGCGAAGAAAGAUUUAACAGAUGCCGACCCGACAGGCCACGCAACAUCCUUUACCAGCGUGCUAGGCUUCGCCGCAAGUAUUCUGCCUGAGAUGGACGAGAUAUCCCGCACCUGGCGCUACCCCGUGAAUCCUUCUCCCCUCGAUACAACCUUCCAGCGCACCCUCCGCGCCAACCGCUGCUCAAGCCGGCGCUUCGUUCAGGCAGCAGGCGCACUCGCCAGACUCCUGCGCGGCAAGCUCCGAACGGCCGGCGGCACGAGUCCAGCCCUUGCACUGUUCAGCCAGAUUACGCCUGCUCCGAGCGAGCUACCUGAGAUCCCGCGACACGAGCACUUUGGAUACGACUUCCUCAAGGCAAUACUCCUGUGGCUAGACAGCGGCGUCGGCGCUCUGCUAGAGGGGUUCACGCGGCCGCCCACCGUGCCGCCCGGGCAUCCACGGUUUCCGGUGCCUGAUGACGCGGGCAUCGAGGCGGUUGAUGAGGUGCUGAUACCGUAUCUCCUGCGGCUGGCGGACGAGAAGUCGAUCAUGAACGUGGACGCAAGCAGGUUUGAGGUCGAUGAGAAUCGACGGCUGUUUGCGAGCGAGAAGGCGGCUGUUGUGGCGUUUGCGCAGGCGGUCAAGAUUCCCUUCGCGGAUUUGUCGAGCGCGGUUGUUAGGGCGGAGGACGCAGGUGGGGACGUGCAUGCGAGUGCGCAGGAUCGGAAGGCGGCGCUGCGGUAUUGGGCGUUUAAGGUUGGGAGGGGAGUGCUGAUGAAUGCGGGACAAGGGGUGGAUUUCGCGUUUGUGGAUCGUGCGUUUGGGGGGCUGGGUACGACUGAUGGGGGGAUCGAAGAGGAAGAGGGAGCGUUGAGAAUGAGAUUCGAGGACGUGGGUGGGGAAGAAGAGGAGGCGGUGAGGAGUGCGAGGGUUGUGCGGCGGAGUGAAGAGAGCGGCUCAUCGAUGGAGGACGUGGUUCUCCCGCUCAGCGAAGUCUCCGAGAUCAUCUCCGCCAAUACCGACGACGUUGACGACGAAGGCCAAGAUAACGACGUAGAUGUCGACGGCCACGAAGCGGAGGAAUCAGAAGAAGAGGAGCAAGAGUCAGACACGGAAGAAGACGAUGCCCGCUAUGUCUGGCGCAGCGCGUUUGAACGACGCCGCCUCCGCGAAGGCGUCGAGCUCGACGUGCCCUGCUCGCCGCACACGAGAGUAUACAAAGGGCACUGCAACGUCAAAACUGUCAAGGACGUGAAUUUCUACGGCCUGAACGAUGAAUACGUUGUCAGUGGCAGCGAUAGCGGACACCUGUUCAUCUGGGACAAGAAGACGAGCCAGCUGCUUAACAUCCUCGAAGGGGACGGCGAGGUGGUCAAUGUUGUUCAAGGCCACCCCUACGAACCCCUUCUCGCAGUCUCAGGCAUUGACCACACGAUCAAGAUCUUCAGCCCCGACGCCCGCGCCCGGCGCGAUGCCAUCCGGGGUAUUGGCGUCAGCGCCGCGGACGCCUCCACCUUCUCCUCCCUCGGCUUUGGGCGCUCACGAAUGCGUCGGCGGGCUGCUCCCACCUCAGCCGGCGCCAGCGCCGCCACUACAGCCGAAUCCCACGGCCAAGAUGCCGGUGCGGAUGAAGCUGAAAGCUCUGACGACGAGCGCGCACAGGCGCCCAACGGGCUCCCGAGCCGAAGAAGGAUGCAUCAAGAAUAUCAGAUCACGAGUCAGAACGAUGUUGAUCGGAGGGGCGGGAACAGGGAUGCGUUUAUCACGAGGAGUAUGCUUGCGCAGUUGGCGGCGAGGAUCCAGGCGAGGCAGAUGGCAGGGGAAGGGGGAGGAGAGGGGGAGGAGGGGACGUUGGUGAUUGAGGGGGAGGAUUGUACGGUGAUGUAG
This is a messenger RNA of Coniosporium apollinis CBS 100218, 3288 nucleotides long. RefSeq lists its product as uncharacterized. Gene Ontology annotation, cellular component: Cul4-RING E3 ubiquitin ligase complex; cytoplasm. The record is from RefSeq and is a predicted model, not a curated record. Gene Ontology annotation, biological process: negative regulation of fatty acid biosynthetic process. The transcript has 4 exons. Gene Ontology annotation, molecular function: protein binding. The coding region runs from base 1 to 3288 and encodes 1095 amino acids. NCBI's taxonomy places the organism in Eukaryota, Fungi, Ascomycota, Dothideomycetes.